Molecule: messenger RNA, 1278 nt
Organism: Serendipita indica DSM 11827
Lineage: Eukaryota; Fungi; Basidiomycota; Agaricomycetes; Sebacinales; Serendipitaceae
Source: the annotation of a GenBank genome assembly
AUGAUCAAAAUUUACGCCCUCGUGCUUUCAAUUGCAUCACUUGCAUACUCUCUUCCAACACCAGAUGACCUCCUUGCGCCCAUCAAGCGGGCAGUCGAUAUUCCUGGAGCACUUGCGCCAAACCCACAGGCCUAUGUUGUCGCUUUCAAGCCCAACACCGUAGAUCCUACUGGACGUGGAGAAUGGCUCAAUAAUGUGCUUUCGACCAGAGGUCACCGCCGACGUGACCUCUCCUCGUCCGACCUCAAGCUCAACUGGAACGAAACUGUGUACAAUGGCUUGGCUGGAACAUUUAGUGACGCCGAGAUACGUACGCUACGAAGACAAAACGAAGUCAAGUAUAUCCAGCACGAUACAUUACUCCAUACCAAUGAACUCGUCGUACAGACCAAUGCUGUAUGGGGAAUCGCUCGCCUUUCGUCUGGCGGGAACCCUAUCCCUUUUGGCUCGGACCCCUCGACGUUUAGUUUCUCCUACACUUUCGACAGCUCUGGUGGCAACGGCGUCGAUAUCUACGUCUUGGAUACAGGAGUCCGUGCUACACACCAGGACUUUGGCGGUCGAGUCAACUUUCUCCAAACCUUUGGAUCAGGAACGCCGGGCGUUGAUGUAAACGGACAUGGCAGCCAUGUCUCUGGAACUGCAAUCGGGUCGGUAUUCGGCGUCGCAAAGAGCGCCACGGUGCAAAUGAUCAAGUGCAUGGCAGACGACGGGUCCGGAUUCACUUCAGACAUUGUGUCCGCCAUCAAUCUUGCAGCCAACACUGCCGCAACCUCUGGUCGGCCCUCUGUCGUGUCCAUGUCGCUUGGUGGUCCAGCCAACGAUGCCAUUGACGACGCUGUGAUCAACGCUGUAAACCUCCAAAUCCCCUUUGUCGUCGCGGCUGGCAACAACGGAGCGGAUGCGUCAACGAGCUCGCCUGCGAGACUCGGUGGGUCUGCUGGAAAUCCGGGGGUGAUUACGGUUGGCGCCACCACAAUCGACGAUACCUUUGCCACCUUUAGCAAUACAGGCAGCAAUGUCGACGUCCUUGCACCUGGCCAAGAUAUUCUCAGCUGUGGUAUUACAGACGACGCGGCGGUCAAGAACCUCUCAGGGACGAGCAUGUCAACGCCUCAUGUCGCUGGUCUGGCUGCGCUCAUCAUGGGAUUGGAAGGCAAGAUCAGCCCGACCGCGCUCAAGCAGAAAAUUAUCGCUCAAAGCGCACUCGGUGUCAUAAGUGGACUCCCAGUGACUACUGUGAACACGUUGGCGAACAACGGAGCCACCGUGGUCUAG